Molecule: messenger RNA, 1653 nt
Organism: Truncatella angustata
Lineage: Eukaryota; Fungi; Ascomycota; Sordariomycetes; Amphisphaeriales; Sporocadaceae
Product: RuvB-like helicase 2
Exons: 3
Coding region: 115-1527 (470 amino acids)
Biological process (GO): chromatin remodeling; regulation of transcription by RNA polymerase II; box C/D snoRNP assembly
Cellular component (GO): Ino80 complex; NuA4 histone acetyltransferase complex; R2TP complex
Molecular function (GO): ATP hydrolysis activity; DNA helicase activity; ATP binding
Source: RefSeq, a predicted model, not a curated record
CUGGCAUUGAAAUUUACCAGUCGCAUUGAAGCUCUCAUCGUUUCGCGGCGCAAAUCAAUUACAUUCAUUCCCCAUACCUAAACACUUCGCCGCUACCCAUCCAAACACCUCAUCAUGGCUGCUCCGGUAAUGACCGUCUCCGAGACGAAGGACCUUCGAGGUCUCAACCUGAUUGCAGCGCACUCUCACAUCCGCGGUCUCGGUGUGGACGCAGAUACCCUAGAGCCAAGAUCGAAUUCGCAAGGCUUGGUCGGACAAGAGAAGGCCAGGAAAGCCGCCGCAGUCAUCCUUGAGAUGAUCAAGGUGGGAAAGAUCGCAGGCAGGGCAGUCUUGAUUGCAGGUCCCCCGAGCACAGGAAAGACUGCCAUAGCAAUGGGCAUGGCCCAGUCCCUCGGACCUGAUGUGCCCUUUACAUCGCUCGCCUCGUCCGAGAUCUUCUCUCUCGAGAUGUCUAAAACAGAAGCCCUCACACAAGCUUUCCGCAAAUCAAUUGGUGUAAGGAUCAAGGAAGAAUCCGAGGUCAUGGAGGGCGAGGUCGUCGAGAUCCAGAUCGACCGCAGCGUGACCGGCGGAGCCAAGCAGGGCAAGCUUACUAUCAAGACGACCGACAUGGAGGCUGUCUACGAUAUGGGCGCCAAGAUGAUCGAUGCCAUGACCAAGGAACGUGUCAUGGCGGGCGACAUCAUCAGUAUCGACAAGAGCAGCGGCAAGAUCACUAAGCUGGGACGCAGCUACGCGCGGAGUAGAGAUUACGACGCCAUGGGCGCCGACACAAAGUUCCUGCAGUGCCCCGAUGGCGAGCUUCAAAAGCGAAAGGAGCAAGUACACACCGUCACGCUGCAUGAAAUUGACGUUAUCAACUCCCGUACCCAAGGCUUCCUCGCUCUGUUCAGUGGGGACACGGGCGAGAUUCGCAGCGAGAUCCGAGACCAGAUCGACACCAAGGUUGCCGAGUGGAAGGAGGAGGGCAAGGCCGAGAUCGUGCCCGGUGUAUUGUUCAUCGAUGAGGUGCACAUGCUCGACAUCGAGUGUUUCAGCUACAUCAACCGGGCUCUCGAGGUUGACUUGGCACCUGUCGUCAUCAUGGCGAGCAACAGGGGCAACUCCAAGAUCAGAGGCACAGACUACCGCAGCCCCCACGGUCUGCCUCUGGAUUUCCUCGACAGAAUCGUCAUCAUCCAAACCAUGACCUACGCGGCUGACGAUAUCAACAAGAUCCUAACCAUUCGUGCGCAGGAAGAGGAAGUUGACGUCUCACCCGAUGCUUUAGCCUUGUUGACAAAGAUUGGGCAGGAGGCCGGCUUGAGAUAUGCCAGCAAUCUGAUUACGACUUCGCAGCUCAUUUCGGCCAAGAGAAAGGCAAAGCAGGUUGGUGUGGACGACGUACAGCGCAGUUUCAAGCUCUUCUACGACCCCAGUCGCAGUAUUGCUUUCGUGUCGGCUUCGGAAAAGAGGCUGAUUGGCAAUGAUGGAGCAGUUGACUUCACGGUUACGAAUGGCCACGGCGAGGCGAUGGACACCACUUAGAAGGAUAACAAUGUAGCGGCAACGCAAUAAAUGUCACUAGUUCUCGUUGUUUUUAUGGCGUUUUAGGGGCUAAAAGCGGAAAUGGAUAUUUCAUGAGAGGUGCACCUGUCAAAGUCAUAGAGAGAG